AUGAAAGCCGCACUCUUUCACGGCAAAGGAGACGUGCGGAUCGAGGAUAUACCAAAGCCGGAGCCGAGAAACGAUGAGGUGUUGAUUGAGGUGGAUUGGUGUGGGAUUUGUGGUACCGAUCUUCACGAAUAUAUCCUGGGCCCAAUCGUCGUUCCUAGAAAAGAGAAACCUCAUAUCAUCACCGGCGAACACCUACCCGUUGUCCUCGGCCAUGAGUUCGCCGGCAGCGUUGUCAAGACCGCCUCGAACUCGGACCUCAAGUUGGGCGAGAAGGUGAUGGUCGACCCACGAAUCAACUGCCAAUCUUGUUACCCCUGCCAGACGAACAUCGAGCAGCUGUGCCACUCAUGGGGUUUCGUAGGCCUCUCUGGCCAUGGAGGCGGCUUCUCCGAGUUCGUGGCUGUCUCCCCGAGAAUGUGCUAUCGACUGCCUGACGAUGUCAACAUGGACGAAGCGGCUCUCAUCGAGCCCCUGAGCGUUGGACGGCAUGCGCUCCCGGUUUCUGGCAUCGAGGAUUUCUCGAACCUCACCGUGCUUGUGGUUGGAGCUGGACCUAUCGGUGUCAGCGUGCUUUGGAAUCUACGAGCCGUCGGCGUCAAGUCGACGAUUGUUUCUGAGCCUACGAAGCUGCGUCAAGCGCAGACUCGAGACCUGGCCGAUAAAGUCCUGUCGCCAAUAGAUGUUAAUAUUGGCGACGAGUGCCGAAGAUUGACCGAUGGGGUGGGUGUUGAUGUGGUGUUUGAUUGUGCUGGAAUUCCGGCGGGAAUGCGAGCGGGAAUGGAUGCAUUGAGACCCAGGGGCAUCUACGUCAAUGUUGCUGGAUGGGAGCAACCGUUUACAAUCCCAACGGAGUAUGCUAUGUUGAAGGAGAUCACCAUCAAGUUCAGCAUGGCAUAUGACAACACGGAUUUCAAAGCUGUUGUGGACGACUUCAUCGCUGGCAAGUUCGCCGGCGCCGAGAAGAUGAUCACAAGUCGUAUCCUUCUUCGAGAUUUACCCGGCCAAGGCUUUGAAGAAUUGAUCAACAACAAAGACCAGUAUGUGAAGAUUGUAGCGACGCCGAAGGAAGAGCUCUUAGCCAAAGCUUCACGCAACGGCGAGGCUGAAGUCGCACCGGCGAAGCGAGGCAAAGGCGGCGAGACGGUCAUAGAGAAGGAAGCCGCCAGGGCCUUGAAAAGAACACGAGCAUCGUAA
Zasmidium cellare ATCC 36951 is the source of this 1194-nucleotide messenger RNA. RefSeq lists its product as uncharacterized. Gene Ontology annotation, biological process: butanediol biosynthetic process. Gene Ontology annotation, molecular function: zinc ion binding; (R,R)-butanediol dehydrogenase activity. The record is from RefSeq and is a predicted model, not a curated record. Gene Ontology annotation, cellular component: cytoplasm. The coding region runs from base 1 to 1194 and encodes 397 amino acids. Lineage: Eukaryota; Fungi; Ascomycota; Dothideomycetes; Mycosphaerellales; Mycosphaerellaceae. The transcript has 5 exons.